Truncatella angustata is the source of this 1370-nucleotide messenger RNA. RefSeq names its product transcriptional activator of glycolytic enzymes-domain-containing protein. Lineage: Eukaryota; Fungi; Ascomycota; Sordariomycetes; Amphisphaeriales; Sporocadaceae. Bases 186 to 1244 code for a protein of 352 amino acids. The transcript is spliced from 2 exons. Gene Ontology annotation, molecular function: DNA-binding transcription factor activity, RNA polymerase II-specific; RNA polymerase II cis-regulatory region sequence-specific DNA binding. Gene Ontology annotation, biological process: positive regulation of ribosomal protein gene transcription by RNA polymerase II. The record is from RefSeq and is a predicted model, not a curated record.
UUUUUUCCUUGACCGGGUUUUUGUUAAACUAGCAUCUUCGCUUCGGUUGUUACGCCUUAACGCCUUACGCCUUACGCCUUCGCCCCCCCAUUCUUAUCGCGUUUCCCGCUUGCAGGUGGCCUUCUCUAUCUCUCGUCUCUGUCUCCGUCUCCGUCUCCGGGCUGUUCCCUCUCCCACCUUCUCCGAUGCUGCCCUCGCCCGCCGGACCCGGCAUAUCAACCCCAAACACAACCGCCGCAGGAUCAAAAGGUUCAAAGCGUUCCGCUUCCGACCUGCAGCAUAAUGCCGGCUACCCCCAGGCCACGCCAUCGAAAAGACAUGCAAACAACAAAGCUUCCGCUGCGGCUGUCCCGACCACCGUCCCAGCGUUCAAUGUCGCUAGCGGCCCUGCUAUGGGUGUUGGUCUAGGCGUAGGCGUUGGCAUUGGCGCUGGCGCAAGUACUCAGAUCGCCAACAUGUCGUCACAUGCUGGACUAUCAAACUCACAACCACCAUCAGUACAAACACAUCAGCCACCCAUGAUGGUGACAGAAGACCAACUAGUUGGGCGGACGCCAGAUCAACUUAUAGGCACUAUCCUCCAGAUCCAGGCUCAACAUCAACAAUAUGUCGCUACGAUAUCUGCUCAAUACAACGGCUUGUCUGCUCAAUACAACAACAUUACGCAGCAGCUCGACGAUAUGAAGCAGCUUCAAGGUUCUCCACAGGGCUAUAUGGACUCUAGGACAUCUAGACCUGUGGCCCCUCCUGUGACCACGCUCCCGCAGCAGUCUCCUACAGGCCCUCCACGGUUGCCUGCCUCGCAACCGACGACUCGUCCUACGAGACCCCCGCCCCAGUCCCCACAAUCCUCGCAUAUGGAUGCACGAUUACUGCCAAAGCAACCUCAUUUACAACCCCCACAAACACCAGGCCCACCUGCGUACGACUACCGGACAGUCGGGACGGUUGAGGAGGUAUGGAAAGAAUACAGGCAUGGAAUAGAUGGCCAACCGGCAGUCGAGCAGCUCGAUGCUGACUGGGGAUCCCGGUGGCGUCCUGAACCACGUGGCAGGACCUGGUACUCCCGCAGGAAGGUGAUAUGGGACAAGAUUAAGGAGUAUAUGGCCGACAACAUGCCCGAAGACGAGGCUGUCAAGGAAGUUGAGAAGCUGCGUGAUGGAGGCACCAUCAACAAACUGAUCCGGAUGUUACAGGACGAGCGGAAGGAUAAGGGGAUAGCCGAUGACAGUACAGUUGCUUAGGAGGCUGACAACACGGCUGCUUCCGCAUCCGCCUGGGAAGUGAUGCCAACAGUACGUGGGACACGACCAGGUCACUGCGGCCAUGGUAAAGGCACAUGAGGCAGUCUUGCCCAAAGGCAAUGGGUC